Messenger RNA from Chenopodium quinoa (quinoa), 3293 nucleotides. RefSeq lists its product as uncharacterized. The coding region runs from base 770 to 2866 and encodes 698 amino acids. The record is from RefSeq and is a predicted model, not a curated record. Lineage: Eukaryota; Viridiplantae; Streptophyta; Magnoliopsida; Caryophyllales; Amaranthaceae. The transcript has 11 exons.
AAAUAUGUUUCUUUAUACGAAGUAUAUUUUAUAGAUGCAUUAAUUUCACCCAAAUUCGAACAUGUAAUUGCCUAAACAAUGAGAUAUUGACCAAAGUAAAUUCAAGAUCAAUAACAUGUUUGUUCCCGAUUGAAAAGGAAACUAUUAUAGCUUUAAUUAAAUACGGAAUAUUAAUACCACUAAUUAAUACGUAAUCUUAUAACGAAUUGCUAAACCAGUUUACUUUUAAAAAUGUAAUUAAUACACGUACUUACUUAAGAGAUAAUUCCAAAUCAAAUACUGUACUCUAGAUGAGAACAAUAAAAUGAGAUUUGAAUUUCUCUUAGUAAUUUUCCUUGAAAAAGAUAGGAGAUCUUUCUAUUAUUAAAGGCUUAAAGCAAGGAAAAAAAAAAAAAAACAAACACACACACAAGGAGAGAUUUAUCAAAGGUGGCAUUUCCCUUGCUCUUCUUCUUCUUCUCUCUCACCGUCUCUAAGCUUUCGCCGACCACCUUUCUUCACGUUCGUGCCCUUUUUCUUCCAGAAACUUCUUCCGUUUUCUCUCUCCUCUUCAACCCAGAAAAGCGCCGGCCAUUCUCUAUCGAUCGACGCUUCUGAUUCUCUUUCCUUUGAAUCAUAAAGUGUCAACUCAUCACUGGUUUUUGAGAAUGAAUACGGUCUCGGCUUUAAUCAGGAAGGAAUUUGGAACUCACUUGUGGCUGGUCCAAGAACCAAUAGAAUGGUACAUUAUCCUAAGGUUGCAACCAUUACAGUCGCACUUGGAAGAUAAAUGCCACUUCCACAGAUCAAGGCCGCUGGUGCAGCAGAUGCAAUGAAGACGGAAGAUGGAAAUGACUCUUUAGACACAUUCAUCAGACAAGCAAUAGGGAAAGAGCCUUUUCUUUCUUUCUCCAGGGCAAAUGACAGUCCAGUUCAGUGGAUUCAGUUACUUCAUGCCUUGGAUCAACAAGAUUUGCCAGGGUGGCCUUUGUUAUCUCCAUUGAAGGUUCAAAUGCAGAAAUGUGAUAAAUGUUCUCGUGAGUUUUGUUCAACUAUCAAUUACCGAAGGCAUAUGCGCCUCCAUAGGAGGAAUUUGAACAUCGAUAAGGAUUCAACUAUGAAAAACAGGGGCCUGUUGCAAGCUUUUUGGGAUAAGCUUUGUCCAGAAGAAGCCAUGGAGGUUAUCUCAUUUGAUGACGUUUCUCUUGAGGGGGGAGUUAGUGGGGGCUCAAUUGUGAAGGCAUUGACAUCAUUUAUUCGGAAACCUGGAUUCACUUCUCUACCACAGAGUUAUGUAAGAUCUGGGUCUGCACUGCUGGACAUUGUCCUGGGUAGACCUUCCAGGUUCCCGAUAUCGUCACAGGAGCUGUUUAGUAUUUUAGAUGAUGCAAGCGAGAAAACUUUUUUAUAUGCUGGCACUGCUACAUCAUUACAGAAGUAUGUGUUUGACGGCGAGGCUGGAAAGAUUGGGCUUGAGAUGAGGAACUUGGUUGCUUGUACCAGUUUCCUUGUUGAGCAGAAAGUGGUCAAGGCAUGCCUUGCUGAUAAGGAUGCUGAAGCUUUAAGGUACCAGAAAUUGCUUGUGGAGGAAGAAGAAGCUGCUCAAAAGAGACAAGCUGCUCUUUUGGAAAAGAAAAGACAGAAGAAAAUUAGGCAGAAGGAGCAAAGGGCAAAGGAGCAAGCCAGGGCAGAAAUAGAUGAUUCUCCUGAAGAAAGUUCCCCUUCUCCGCCAAUAUCAAGCCCUGUUAACACCCCUGACUCUAUUCUAGAUGUUCCAGAAAUUCUUCACAACUUAACUCUAUCUUCUGAGCCUGUUCAAAUAAUGAAUGUAGAAGCAGAUAGCACCAAAAUUCAAGAAUAUGAAUAUGCAGAAUUUGAUACUUCCCAAAAUGUUUAUCCUGAUUUGGUUACUUACCCCAAUGUUGAGCAUAGAACAUUGCAUCGAAAUGGCCGAAGGUACGUAGUUAACUCUCGUUGGCAAGUACCAAAAUUGCAGAGAACACCUAAUGGCUUCCACACCAGUCACAACUAUCAGGCACCAAAGCUUGGACCCAUGCAAAAGCAUGCGUCUUCCAGGGAUUCCCGCUCUGCUGCUACCAAUGGCAUUAAAGUGUGGACCCCAAAACCAAAAUCAGACACUGAUGAAGAGGGUUGCAAACCUAGGUUACAGAUUGAAGCACCAAAUCCGCCUAGCCAGGAUAAAAAGCAUGAAGUUCUAAUUGGUUCUAUAUCUGUCACACUUGGAAAUUGUAAUAACCUGCAACAUGAUGAAGAUCGUGUUCGAAAUUUAGAAAGCAGUGCCUUGGAGGUUUCUACACCAAAUGUAAAUGGUAUUGAUGAGAAGCCUAUGAAAAAUGAGGCAAUUCAGGGUACUGCUAUUCGUUCAACUGCCAAGUUGUGGAGACUUGUUAGUCGACAUGAUAAGGGAGGCCAGCUCCCCAUCCAAUAUGCCGGUAGUUCUUGUGAACUUGGUAGCAUCCCUUGCAAUGAUUGUAAUGAGGUCCAGCAGACAUGUGAAGCAGAGACUUGCUCGAAUUGCCGUGGAGAUAAUUAUGCUUCUGUUGAAGGUGGACUUCAGAGAGGCUCAAGGUUUUCCAGCCAUGUGGCAGAAGCUUUUCUUGCAAAAAGGUGGAAGGAGGCUAUUGCAUCAAGCUAUGUGAAGCUGGUCUUACUUCCUGAAGCUAGACCUCCUGAAGGCCCUGAUGUGCAGAACGAAAACAAAGGCUCGUCCAGGUUGGAACAUCGUCGCAUCCUUCAUAGUGCAGAGAACCGUUUGGAGAAUUACACAAACCUUGAACAUUCAGUGGCUGUCAAGUCAAAGGCCAGAGCUAAGGCAGAGAAGGGCAGUAAGGUGAAAUACAUUCCAAAACAAAAAAGUGCUUAUUGAAAUUCUGGGGAUUCAUAGGUGGUAUAGCAUAUGUGCAGUUUUCAUUUACUAUAUCUUACAUUCUUAGCAGAGGUUCCAGUUUUAACAGCGGUCUUCUGUCCGGAAAUUUUUGGGGGAAGUGAUUAUUCAGUAGCAAUCUAGUUUCUUUUCUUGGUUUCAGGAUGCAGUAACCUCUAUUUUUGCCUUCAAUAGGUUAGAUUUUUUCUCAUGUAAUAAACUGGGGUUUUUAUAAGUGAUGUUGCAGAUCUUACCCUCUGGCUUUUUGUUGGCAAUUUAAGGUUUUGGUCUUCUCGUCUCUUUAAAAUGCUAAAGUGUAUAGCUUCUGAAGUUCAAGAUGAUAAGUUUAGUAUAGUACUAGUUAGGAGACUUAGGACCUGACCAAUUGACGUCACAGCAAAAUUUGUGCAUCUAUCAUUCUUUCCUGUUA